Molecule: messenger RNA, 1266 nt
Organism: Cuscuta campestris
Lineage: Eukaryota; Viridiplantae; Streptophyta; Magnoliopsida; Solanales; Convolvulaceae
Source: the annotation of a GenBank genome assembly
ACAAGAGUUCCCAUCUCCCCCAUAGAUUCCCCACUUCUCAGUCUUCAGACUUUAAUCGCUCUCGAUCCUCUUGCGAAAGGAGACAAAGGAUUUCAAUCUCUGAAGAAAUUCAAAUCGCAAUGGCACUGAGACCAUUGGAUAAUGCUCUCCAGGUAAUCCCCGAGAGGCCCAAAAAGCUUGCCAAAAUCGCAACCCUAACCAAGAACCCUAAUCAGAAGAUUCAGAACCAGACUGAUUUCUCAGGUCUGAACGAUGAAAAUAAGCCCCCUCUGCCCGAAGCUGCUGUCGAUUAUCUUCCUUCCGAUAAACUUGAAGCUCUUGCCAAUCCGGAUCUCAAAAUCCAGGAUCUCGCGCUACGGUUGGAUUCGAAGGACUGGUUGAAGGUGUGCGAAUCGCUGAAUGAUGUUAGGAGAUUCACGCUGUUUCAUUCUACUCUAUUGGAGCCAAUCUUGAAAAAGGUACUCUUGGUGAUGGUGAAGGCAAUGAAGAAUCCAAGAAGUGCUCUUUGCAAGACAUCAAUCAUGGCUUCAUCUGAUAUCUUCAAGGCUUUCGGCAACAAGUUGCUGAUUGAAUCCGAAAUAUCUGAUGCAUUUGAUCAAGUGCUGCUGCAGCUACUGUUGAAAGCAUCUCAAGAUAAGAAAUUUGUGUGUGAAGAAGCAGACAGGGCGCUCAAGGAAAUGGUGGGGUCCAUGACUCCUCUCCUUCUUCUCAAAAGGCUCCAAUCCUAUGUGAAGCAUUCCAACCCCAGGGUCAGAGCAAAAGCUGCAAUCUCAAUCUCAGAGUGUUUCUCCAUUAUGGAGCUGGAAGGGAUGACGGAAUUCGGGCUAGUUCCAUCGAUUCAGACUGCAGUGGAUUUGCUGAAUGAUAGGCUUCCAGAGGCGAGAGAAUCAGCACGGAGAAUCGCUGUUUGUUUGUAUGAAGCAGUGACGGCUAAAGAAGAGCAGAAACAGGAGGCCUGGCAAAGCUUUUGCUGCUCUAACCUGUCUGCAAUUCAUGCACAGUCCAUGGUAAAACUUGUUUCUUCACAUUGAAGAAACCAGAAGAAGCAGCAGCAGUUCUUUUUUUCAUGCACUAGUGUUGUUUGGUUUAACACUUGUCUGAAAUCAAGUAUAGAUUUUGAAUAUCUCAAACUCAUAUCUUGGUUUGAUUUUCACUUUUCAGAAAUGGCCAUCAUAACACAUUCCUAAAAUCACAUCAAACCCAUAUCCACAAACUUAUGAGUAUCAUCUUUUUUGUGUUUGAAUGAAAUAAAGCCUCCUUGGUUUU